AUGAUGGACGGCAAGAACAAUAAAGGUACCUUGGGUGGUAUGCAAGUUUCUUUACGAAUUAGACCUGUUUUUCAACAAGAAAUAGAACGACAAUGUUAUGUGCCUAUCGAAGUUGUACGAGGGAAAGCUCAAGUACAAAUUAAGAAUCUAGCUUUCACAUACAAUUAUGUAUUCCCACAACAUAUUACACAACAGGAGUUUUAUGACACUGCAGUCAAAGGUCUCGUAGGAAAAUUAUUCCAAGGGUACAAUGUGUCGAUACUUGCCUAUGGACAAACUGGUGCAGGAAAGACAUAUACUAUGGGUACUAAUUACUCAGGUCCUAAGGAGGACUCACCAAAGUUAGCUGUGGCCCAUAGACAUCUAUUAAGAAUCCUUAUUCUUUAUAUUUUAGUAUAUAUUUAUAUAUAA
Molecule: messenger RNA, 411 nt
Organism: Parnassius mnemosyne (clouded apollo)
Lineage: Eukaryota; Metazoa; Arthropoda; Insecta; Lepidoptera; Papilionidae
Source: the annotation of a GenBank genome assembly